This is a messenger RNA of Drosophila takahashii, 1469 nucleotides long. RefSeq lists its product as uncharacterized. Lineage: Eukaryota; Metazoa; Arthropoda; Insecta; Diptera; Drosophilidae. The record is from RefSeq and is a predicted model, not a curated record. Gene Ontology annotation, molecular function: protein binding.
CGUGCGCUCCACUUUGCAUUUGCUGCACUCUGGCUUUGAUCUUGAAUUGUUAUUAAUCAAUUAAGAUUAAUGCAAAUGUCAGGCCUCAAUGGCCACACGCGCCACGCCCAUCUUCCGAAUCAGCUAACCCGGCAAUUGAACUCAUUUGGUGCGCAGUUUUUCCCAUUAAUUGGGAGAUUUGUCGUUUCGAUCGAAUUCCCGAUCAGAUGAUUACGUACAGAAAUUCCAUGCCCAGUGCACACGUCGCUGGAUUGUCGAGAUGUCGGAUCUAGCGCAUCUAUCUCUAUAGUCUGGAUGCGUUAGCAGUGAAAGAAACGAAGAUUGUAAGCCAAAUUCAUGCAAGAUGCCUUAUCUGUAUGGGAUAGCGGACACCAAGUUCCUUCACCAGAAGGUGAAGACGAAGGUGAGGGCCCGUUCGGAGAUGGCUCCUACGAAGUUCAGGCGCAACGAUUUCCUCAGGGGUUGUCCCAAAUACGACAAGGACGACAUACCCAUACAGUUUAGGACCUCGCCCGAUUCCCUCGUAGAGCUGUGCUCCAUUGUGGUGGACCAGCUGCCAUUGCCCUCGAUCUUCGAGUGGGACGACAUGGACAUUAGGCGAUGGAUCCAUGGCUACGGUUAUCCUCAGUAUAUGAACACCCUUCGCGUGAAUAUGAUCUCGGGAAGAAAGCUGCUCCUGCUGGAUGCCUCUGCUUUGUGUGCCAUGAAUAUCAAGGAUUUCGAUCAUAUCCGGCAUAUAACCUAUGGCAUUCGGAUGCUCUUCCACUUUGAGCUGACCAAGUUCUCCUCCAGUAUCGCCUUGCCCGAUGAGAAACCCAACGAGUUGUACUUGCUGUUCCACACGCAAACCGGAAUGAACUACGAUCAAGUGCGCAGAUCGGAUCUCUACCGGCGGAUGCAGAUCCUCCGGGAGCGGGCCCGCAACCUGGACCACUGGGAUCUGCUGUAUCUGUGGCUGCGUCGCGAACAGGAGCGCAAGUUCAAGGAGCUGAUCGGAAUGGUUCCCCGUUCUAAGAUGUUUAAGUGCGCCACGGAGGCGAAGGAACCGGAGCAGUCGCCAAUGGAUCUGGAACCGGAGGAGCUGAUGUGUAUGACCUGCAUCCCGCCGUGCGAUUGCGACUGGACCGAACGGGAUGUCCGGCUGCCUUGGCGUCUCCAGUGCCUGGCUCCCAUGCUGACCACCACGAUGAGCAAGUGGAACGAUAUGCAGGCCCAGUGCUCCAUGUGCAUCCCGCCCUGCGAGUGCCGCUGGCCACCGCGCUACUACCUCACGGGAACCGUCAUCCGGUGCCUCCAGCAGCGCUUCCCCGAGAAGUUCUGUCCCAUCUUCGACGAGCGAUAUCGGGCUUCACCGCGUCCCAGUCUCGUGGAGCGUUGGACACGCUUCUCCAUUUGAUUUGGAGAUUCUAGAAACUCUAUUUAUUUUAUAUGGACUCUAUUUCGGGCUGUUUGUCCUCACAAAACCCUGA